Messenger RNA from Bombyx mandarina (wild silkworm), 11096 nucleotides. RefSeq names its product Jumonji, AT rich interactive domain 2 (gene Jarid2). The record is from RefSeq and is a predicted model, not a curated record. Gene Ontology annotation, biological process: chromatin remodeling; regulation of gene expression. Gene Ontology annotation, molecular function: DNA binding. NCBI's taxonomy places the organism in Eukaryota, Metazoa, Arthropoda, Insecta, Lepidoptera, Bombycidae. Gene Ontology annotation, cellular component: chromatin; nucleus.
GCAUUACCAAACUCAAUAAAUCACUGAUCAAUAACUGCAUUGUCGAAAUGCGACUAGCUUGCAAAUUUACGGAGUAUUAUUCAACGUAUGUAAGAAUAUAAUAACAGAAUCAGUUCGCCACAAUAGAAACAUGAAGCAACUACAACAUCUGCGUUCUUCUUGUCCAAAGAAACAAGCAUAUUAAAUCCGCAUUGAUCCAUCAAAAUGAAGCCGAAAAACCGGCGAGUUCGGGCCCAGAGGAAGUUCGCACAAGGAGCUUACAUCCCUCAGCUCAACCUGAGUACUGAACGUCGCCGGGACAAUCAAAAUAAAGAAGAUCCACCACCCAGCUCUGUUGCUAUGGUACAUAGCAGUGUCGUCAACACAUCAGCUAGGUCGCUUUUAGAUAUUGUCUCAUUCAAUAAUGUGCAUAGUCAUGACCAACCGAUCGUAUUGCUUGAAAGACUGUCAUCCCCUGUUAUCCCCAGUUCAAGCAAACCAGUUGUAAAAGAGAAAUCUGUAGAAACAAACAAUAAUUUAUUCAAUGACACUUCAAUUCCAAAGGAGCUAACAGUUAAACCACAUAAUAUGACUUUGAGAGUCAAUCAUAAACGGAAUGAUGUCUUGAUUGGAACCAAACGAAGUCCGUCUAUAUCUCAGCCAAAUUUACUCCCGCCGCUAAGUCGUAGUCCUACACCCAGUGUCAGUACACUAGCAAGCUGCAGCCCUCUACGCGCUCGCUCACUCCAAACCAGUCGAAGUCAGCGUCACAGCUACAUACCUCGAACUAGCUUUAGUCAACAACACAACAGUCGUCCUCGCCACUGUCGAAAUCUAAUACCCAAAUGUAGUAGUAUUUCUCAACCAAUCCGAAAACAUUCCACUCGUAAUAUCCAACCCAAUCGUUGUGCUCAACCUAGCUGUAGCACGCAGGCCGCCCGCAGUGCCCGGCCACGCCGCAAUAUCCAGUCCAGCUGCAAUAAAGAAUCAAAAACAAAAACCCAAACUGUUCAUAAUAAGAGAAAAACGUCUUCGAAGAACUUCAAACCCCAGAAAAGGCGCCGCCUAGGGCACCUUCCUUCUUCAGAUUUCAGUGUGGAAGAUUGCAAACCACUUACGUACUUUGCUGCAAACGGUUCUGGAAACACGAGGCAGAUUACUCAAGAUUCUAAUGAACAAGAAGAUGCGUGCCCUUCAAGUCCAUUAUUACCAUCACAUCAAAAAUUUAAUAAAAAAUCAGUCUUAACUGAGAACUGCAAGGUGUUGUGUUCUAAUCAAAAUGUGGAACUGAAAAGAACAGACAAUGGUAAACCAGAAAUACUAGUUCCCAAAUUAUUCAGAAUACCAGAAAUACCACAGCAAAAUAACGAUAUUGUUUCUGAUUCGGAACAAAACAAGGAAACAAGCAUCGAUACUAAUCAAGAAACAUUGGAUAAAGUGGAAGUUGAGUCGAGUGCUUCCAGCCCCAUGUUAUGGUCUACACAUUUUAAACUCAACCAAGCCGACUAUAUUCAUGCCAACAUUGUCGACUCGAUAUUGGCAAGACUCGAUAGUCCUAUUCCUGGAGAAACCAAAGAGGCUACAAAUGUGGUUGAAAAUGAAGGCUGCUCUACGCCUGAGGCCAAUAACCAUGAUUAUGUCGUUCAAGUUGAAAUAUCAGAAAACAAAGAUGAGGACUUUAAAGACAUUGAAGAGAAUUCAUUAACUAUUGAAGAGAAUUCAUUAACUAUUGAAGAUCACAACAUCAGCAUUAAUAGUCCUCCACGCGACCAAACUGACAAACCGAAGGAAACUGGCGAAAUAAACGAUAGCGAAGUGUUCGAAGAUACUAAUAAUAAAGAAGACACAUUACUUUGUGAAAGUGAUGGUAUCGAGAAACCUACAAACUCAGAAAAUUAUACGUCAACAACAUGUGAACACACGUCCAAUUUCCACACAUGCGCACGGUGUUCAAUAUAUAAAAGGUUGAACUCAUUUUCAAGCAAACUAAAAACGGAGGUGGAGUCUAUUUGCAUUAUUGAAGACGACGUGUAUGAAUUCGAUGUUGUAAAUGAAGAACCUACACAAGUUGUGGAACCAUAUAACUCCAAACAAAAUAGAUCUUCAACUUCCUCGGCAAUUGAUACGAAUAGUUUGGGUAGUGUUACGAUUUCUGAAACUUCUGAAAAUACACCAAGUUUAAAUGACACUACACUGGAACAACAGAAUACAUUACUUCAGAACGUUUCGCACAUAACUACGAUGCCUCAUGAUACAUCCACGAAUGAAUUACUCACGCCAGUAUACGCUGAAUCUCAUACAUCAACUGCGCCUGUUAUAUCUACGAGUGCCAUCAUCUCUUCACCACCACCAAAAUGUGUGGUGUAUUCUUCACCUAUAGCAUCUAUUGCAACCACAAAUGCUAUGAUGUCUAUUUCUUCUCCCGUAACUUGUCCCUCUAUAGCCUUAGGACGAAGUGAGUCACACGUAUCUACGAUAUCUUCCUCAAUCAAUGCACCAAUUGGACAAACCAUAAUUGCUCUACCUAUUAUGUCAAUUAGCUCGAAAAUCCCCGUUAUGGUUAAUCAACCUAAAAAUCCCGAUUCUGGUCAAUCUACUAAAAUAAAAGGUAAGGGUAAAUCUAGACGCCCCAAAAAACAUAUGCUGUCUGAUUCAGUGAAUGGAAAUUCUCAAUCAGCAACACUUACAGAUAUGAAUUCAUCCAAAAAACAUUCGUCGUCCAUUACAAGAUCUACACCUUGUAAACCUAGUCCGAUUGCACCUAAACCAUCGAUGCCUACCUUACUCGCUAUGUCCAGGGGGACCGUUCCCUUAUAUUCAGUACCUGUGGCAGCCACUAAAUUUACAGCAACCACCCCACUGUUUGGAAUUAAUUUGGCUGCCAUCACUGUUCCAAUAACGUUACAUAGCAGUACUGCAUUUGGUCCACGUAGUACCUCAGAUACUGCAAAUGCUAUUUUUACUGCAUCUAAUGAAUUGGUGAAGUCCACUGAUGCAUCCAGAACUUCCUCUGACGCUACAACAGUCACUAAUAUUAGGCCAACUAAUGAAUCAACAGAAAUUACUACUCCCACAGCAACUUCCACUGUUAAAGAUGUACUUUUAUCACGUGCGGAACCCGUUGAAAAUGUUAUACUGGAUAAUGUUACGGCUCGGAAUUCCGUCAAAGGAAAAGAUUCGACCUCAAUACAACUUGCAAAUCCAAUUGCAGUUCAACCCGCAGUGCCUACCACGAUACAACCCGGACAACGUGAUUCGCUGACCGAAUGCUUAUCCACUUUACAAUUAAUAGAUAGAACCGUAGCACAACCUGUAGAUGCAGCUACUGUAAAUACUGAACACCUGACCAUGGUAAAAGUCGCAGAUUCCACCGCUGUACAUCACACGAAUCCAACUAUCACGCAACAUGCAGCUCCGAACACAGUACAACCUGCAAGUUCAACCACCGUACAAAGAGCUGACCCAACGGUAGUAAAACGUGCAGAUAUAAUAGCCAUAAAACCUACAAAUACGAAUAUAGUACUACCUGCAAAUUUGGCUGCUAUACGAACCACUAAACGUACAACUGUACAAGCUGCGUACUUUGAACGAGUAGGACUUUUAGCACUCAAGCUGACAAGGCCUACACUUUCAAUAGCAUCAACGAAUACUAAAGCCGUAGAAUCCGCAGAUCCGAAGCUCCAACAAUCCGAAAAUAUACAGUCAAUAAAAAAAUGUACUUCUGAUCCUGUAGGAUUUGAAACCGCCGUGACUAUCAGUCAGGACUCUGUCAAAUCUGCGCAUUCAAGUACGGUCCAGUGCUCAAUUUCCAACUUGGGAACACCCGCCGAACCUAACCCAAGUAGUUCAUCUGACCUUAACCAGGUAGAACCCGCAGCUCUUGAUUUUGAACAACCUGCAGAAUGUAACUUAGUAGCGGCCGUAAAUUCUAGGCAGGUCAAACUCGCAGACCAUAAUUCAGGAACGCUCCCCAAACCUAAUUUAAUUGCACCUGCAGAUCCUCCGAUCGAACCUGUUGAUCGUAAUGGGUUACCACCAGCCGACCGUAAUGUGCUACUCCCCGCAGUACCUGGUUUUGCAGCACCUGCAAAUCCCAAUUUAAGGGUGCCCGAGAAUCCUUUAUUGAUAGAACCUGCUGCGGGCCCAGACUUAGGGCCUGCAAAUGCUGAAUUGCAAGGACCCGAAAGACCAAAUAAUGCUUUGUUAUUUAUAAACAUGCCUCAAAUGACAAAUCACGCUAUUAAACUUGUGAAUAAUAAUGAUGGCGAACGAAUUUGGUCUGCUAGAGUGAUAGACAAGCAAAAAAAAAAUGAACCUGUUUUUGUGGACCUUACGUUAGAUGACGAUGAUGUAUCGAUGGAUAAUUCUACAAUAAAUAGGGUUAUGGAGCAUGAAGAAAUAAAAUGUGAAGAUGAUGAACAUGAGCAAAAUGAGGUGUUACAGCAUAAUGCUAAAGCAGAUGGCUUAAUGAACAACGAAUUACAAGUAGAUGCCGAGGUAAGCAACAACCGUGAACAAAGAAAAGACGUCCAGAGUCGGUUAAACAUCGUUCAAGAAGCAAACCCAUCACAAUGUCAAUCUAAAUUAAAUGAUCGUGUAAAUCUUCUGUGUACGUCAAGUUUAUCUGAAAAUUUAAAAAUUGCGUCUGUUAAAUCUUCUGAACCUAAGUCUCGGAAUGUAGCCAUUGAACAAGUGGCAGCCAAACGCAAUAAGUCAGUAGCAACCAGUAUAUCAUUGGAUGAUAUAUGUGAAUUACCUAAAGCAAAAGACGCAGCAACAAACACAACACCAGCACCAAUGGAUCGAAAUAUAAACAGCCCUACAACUUAUUCUUCAGUUCCAAGAACUCGUGAAUACAUGAGUACCUCUCGUGAUUACCUUGUCUUUGAUGGCGAACCUAUUCCAAGUACUUCACGCGAUUACUCGAGCCAGAAUGGUGAAUCUAACGCCUCUAGGGGUUGCUUUAACUUCAACGGUGAACAGAUGCCGAGUAACACUAGAACUUACUUCAGCUUGAAUGGUGAGCAAAUACAAAAUACCUCUCGAGGCUAUUUUAGUCUGAAUGGUGAAUCGACGUCAAAUAACUCUCGAGGCCGCUUCUUCUUAAAUGGUGAAACUAUGUCGAGUUCCUCUUGCGGUUAUACUAGGGAAUAUGGUGAAGCUAUAUCGAAUACCUGUCGCAGUUAUAUGAGCGUGAACGGUGAACCGAUACCAAGUACUUCUCGCAGUCAUAUUGAGACAAAAGGAGAAACCCUAUCGAGUACUUUUCGGGCUAACAUUGGGAUAAACAGGGAACCUCUACCGAGUACUUCUCGCGGUCACAAUAACAUAAAAGAGGAACCACUGCCGGCUACUUCUCGUGGUCACAUUGGAACAAACGCAGAAACGCCACCGAGUACUUCUCGGGGUCAAAUUGAGAUAAACAGGGUACUGCUACCGAGUACUUCUCGCGCUCAUAUUGGGAUAAACGGUGAACCGCUACCAAGUACUUCAGGCAAUCACAAUAGGAUAAACGAGGAACUGUUACCGACUACUUCUCGCGGUCACAUGGGCAUAAACGGUGAACCGCUGCCAAGUACUUCUCGCUGUUGUAUUGGUGAACCGUUUCUGAAUACAUCUCGUAGUUACUGGGUUGUGAAUGGUCCAUCAGUAAGUGCAAGAAGCUCCCGCGAUUAUCCGUGUGAACCCGUUCUAACCAUUUCUCAUGAUCGAAGCAAUGAUAACAGAAAAUCAAAGCAAAUGAUUUCUCGUGACCAAAGCUGUGAAUGUACAGAAUCUGCACCGAAAACUGUUCAGGAUCAAAGUUGCGAAGAUACAGAAUCUACAAUAAGAGCGUUUCUAAUUAGGGAAUCAAACCUAAUGAGUUCUAGUGAUGAGAGUUCGGAAGACAUACGUUCUACACCAAACAACUCUCUUGAUCUAAAUCACGGUAAUAAACAGUCAAAGGAAAAGUUUUCUCGUAUUCAAAACCACGAAAUUACAGAAUUCAGGACAAGUGCUUGUCGCCAUGAAAUAAGGGACGGUAAAACAUUGAAACGAAGAACUUCUCGUCACAAAAGCGACGAAAAAAGACCAAGUCCUUAUUCUAAACAAAGUGCUGAGAAAAGAGGGCUGGUGCCAAAUACAUAUCGUAAUCAAAGUGGCGAGAACAGAAUACCUCUCCUAAGUACUGAUAAACGAAGCAAUGAGAACGAUACACUGAUGCCGAAUACUUUUUGUGAUCAAUGCUGCGAUAUCCGAAAUUCAAAACAUGGGAACACUCAUAUUGAAAUAGACAAAAAUAAAAAAUCCACAAUAAGAACUUGUCGUGACCACAGCGGGGAGAAAAGAGUACCGAUACCAAGUAAUCAAAUCAGAGAGAGUAAAUCAUUUCUGCCCAGCACUUGUGAGCGAUCCCAUGAGAAUAGAAAAUCAACUCAAAUAAAUUCUCGUGAUGAAAUCGACGACAGUACAACAUUCACGUCUUGUGAUCGUUGCGGCGAAACCAGGAAAACUAAUCCAAAAACAUCAUGUGAUAAAAGCUAUGAAAACACAGAAUCAACAACAAGCCUAACUAAUGAUCGAAGCGGCGAGAAAACAGUACCAAUGCCAAGUAAUUAUAAACAAAAUGCCGAGAGUAGAUCACACGUGCCAAGUACUUCUUGUGAUCAGUGCCGCGAAAACAGAAAAUCAAAACGAAGUAGCUCUGGAGUUGAAAGCACAGAAAAUACAGAAUCCACGUCAAGUACAUUUAGUAAUCAGAGCGAAGACAUAGAAAUCCCUAGUACUUCGCGCAAUCAAAGUGAUAUGGCUACCGUGCUAAAACCUAACGAUUACUGUGAUCAAUGCAGGCACACAUGUAACCGUAAUAGGAAGUCAAAUCAAACAAACUCUAGUGAUGAAAAUUCUGAAAAUACAGAAUCCAUACUAAUCGCGCUUCGUGAUCAAACCGGCGAAAGCAGGAAAUCGAAACGGACAUCUCGUGAUAAAAGUUGCGAAUACACUGAAUCCGACCGCGAUAUUAACCGCGAACCAAACGGGGAGAACGCAAAACGAAAACAAAUAUGUUAUCGUAAUGAGAGCACUGACAACACAGAACUCACAUCAAGUGUCACUCGUGAUUGCAGCGGCGAUUUAAAAAAAUCAAAUCGAAAUAGUUUACGGGUCGUACGCGGCGAAAUUGGAGCACCCACUUCAAAUACUCGCGAUCAAAGUGACUCUAAUAAGAAGUCAGAUCGCAGGUUUUCUGGCGACCAGAGUGGUGAGAACAUAGUACGAACGCCGAGUACGUCCUGUGCUCACGGUGGUGAAGAUUGUGUGUCAACACCAAGUACAUCUAGACAUCAAAGCGAUGAGGAUACGGAAACUGUGCCCAGUACUGUUGUUAUCCAAACUGACGAAAAUAUAGAAACAGUGCAAAGUGAUCAAGCAGUUCAACUCAACAACAGACCCGCCACUCUACUUAGAUUUCCGAGGGGCAUCGAAAGAGCGAAAAUCGUAGAUGCUCCUAUAUACUAUCCUACACUAGAAGAAUUUAAAGAUCCAAUUACAUAUUUCGAGAAGAUCAUGGCGACAGCUUCGAAGUACGGGCUUUGUAAAGUGGUCGCUCCUGAGGGAUUCAAGCCUUCGUGCAACACGAGCGACGACAUCAGGUUUAAAGUAUCAAACCAGUACAUAGCGCGUAUGUACAGUCGAUGGGGACCAGCGCAGCGAGAGAUAUGCGCGAUCAAAGCGUACUCGGCCUUACAAAGCGUUCCCUUCACGAGAGCACCUUUGCUGAAUUGUAUGGAGCUCGACCUUGCUAAGUUGUAUCACUUAGUGCAAUUCAACGGGGGUCUUAAGAAAGUUAUCGAAAAGAAACGUUGGAUCCGCGUCGCCGAGCAGAUGCGUUAUUGCAAGAACCCGCAGCAAGUGAAGAAACUCGAUAUAAUCUACGUUAAAUAUUUACUGCCUUAUCACACACUAUCGCACCAAGAACGUCACGAUAUGCUCAGUCAAGUGGAACGGUGCUGGUUAAAGAAGAACCAAAGGAUGCUGGACAGGGCUUUUAACCCGCUGCACCGGCAAAAGCGACUGCUGGGCGAGUCCGACUCGUCGACUGAUGACGAAGACGACGACUACAAUGUGUCCUCCGCUCUCCAAGAGGCCGAGGACUGCGUCGUGCUCGGGAGGAACAUGAACCUCGCCAUGUUUAAACAGAUCGCUGCUAACAUAAUGGAGCUUCACUUCCCCCCCAACGGAGACCCUCCCACGCUGGAGAACGUCGAGAAGGACUACUGGCGGGUGGUGUUGCUCGGCACGGACCACGUGUGCGUCAACUCGGCCUCCAUCGACACCGGCAACGAUGGUUAUGGCUUCAGCAAGAACAAGAACGACGCCUUCGGGAAGCACCCCUGGAACUUAAAGAUGCUGAGUCAAAAUCCUGGAAACGUCCUACGGUCUCUGGGCUCUGUGUUAGGCGUUACUGUGCCAACUCUGCACCUCGGGAUGGUCUUCUCGACGAGCUGCUGGCACCGUGACCCUCAUGGUCUACCCUGGGUGGAGUACAUGCACACCGGGCCUGGCAAGAUAUGGUACGGGAUACCGAACGAUCAGAGUGACAAUUUUCGUAAGGCGGUCGAAACCCUGUGCCCCACCUCGUGCCAGAACAAAUCCAUAUGGCUCCCGUCGGACAUAGCCAUGAUCCCGCCUAGCCUGCUGCGAGAGCACAACGUGUCCUUAUCCAGGGUCGUCCAGAACCCGGGAGAGUUCAUCAUAGUGUUCCCGAAGGCCUACUCUUGCUCCAUAGCAACUGGCUUCACGAUAUCAGAGAGUGUUUACUUUGCAACCAAUUCUUGGUUAGAAACCGUACACCAUGUUUUCCAGGAGCUGCGGGAGAGCUGCGAGCCGACCAUGUUCUCUCUGGAGCACCUGUUGGUCAGCAUCGCGAAGGACAGCCGCUCCUCUCUCAGGAUCUUGCAACGCGUGUACUCGAACCUGAGCCCGAUCGUUCGAGACGAGCUCGAGUACCGCAACGCCUUGUUGAUGAGGGGCGUCAAACUUGCCGAAGACGAUAGCCCGGCCCGUAAUCAGAAUCGCAGGCGGCGGGCGGGCGCUUGGAACGUACGUGAACAGGACGAGUGCGAGAUAUGUAGGACCACCCUUUACUUCUCAAAGGUGGUGGGUAUAACGAACAAGCGUUCGGCUGUGUGUAUCCUACACGCGCUCCGCUUACUCGAAUCCGUCAAGUACGGGAACAAAGACCCCUCAAACUACGAGAUGGUACUGAACUUCUCCGAUAAAGAUCUCAACGAGUUAUUGCUCAACGUACAGACACUAUUUACUAGAAACUAAUCAUUUUUGUUUUCUUUAUUUUUUAUUUUUAUUUUUUAUUAAAACACAUUUGAUAACUUUUAGAGUAAGGUUUAGUCUACAUUUGUAUUCUCCUUUCAGUAAUCAUUUUUGUUUUCUGUAUUAUUAUUUUUAUUUUUUAUUAAAACACAUUUGAUAACUUAAGUAUCAGUAAGAGUAAGGUUUAGUCUACAUUUGUAUUCUCCUUACAGUAAUCAUUUUUGUUUUCUUUAUAAUUAUUAUUUUUUAUUAAAACACAUUUGAUAACUUUUAGAGUAAGGUUUAGUUUAUAUUUGUAUUCGCAUUUCAGUAUCGUAUGUGAUAUGUUCAAGGUAUUUAUAUGCUUAGUAUUUUCACGCAAUAAAAAUGCAAAUACCCAAAAAGUAUUCGAUUACGGUUUGUCUGACUAAGUUGAAACUUAAUUCAGUUGUUAUAGAGCUCUUAUUAUUAUGUAAAUCGCUUUUUAGAAUAUAUUUUUUUCUUUUUUGUGAGAAACACAUUUGAUUUCGUUAAUUAGAUUAGAAUGAGUUAGUGUUAAUUGUUUUGAAAACACACUACAAGGGAUCAGGGUAUCCUAUACAAUUUCGAAGUACAUAUAUCGUAAUAAAGUAAAUCUCGAUAAUUUGAAAAUUAGGUUAAUAUUUUUUUAAAUAAACAAAAAUUUUACACCAAAAAAUAUCAAGAAAAUAUUUCGUUAUUUUUAUUAUUAUUGCAUUUACAUUCGUUCCCUUUGAGCAAUUAAUGUCCUCCUUUCUUUGCCUUAUAACAAAAAAAUGUAAAUUUACUCUGAGAUUUUGUCACAAAUGAAACAUACUGUAUGACCUCCGCGUGUAGUUAAUUAUAAAAGUCUGGAUAGAUUGUUCACUAGUUUACAAAUAGUGAUUAUUGACAUUAAUUUCUAUGAUGUCUCUCAACAUAAUUCAAGUAAGUGCUCUCAGAUGUUGAAUGUUUUCUCAGCAUUUGUUCUUCGAUUUUAACUAAUACAAUAGACGAAUCAAUAUGUGUUGCACUCAUAAGGGCUGAGUCUAUGAAUCACUAGGAAAGUGUUUUUCUAUAUGUGUUUUUUAAAGUAAGAGUAGAAGACAUUAGGACUAAUGAUAUUCAUGGUUAGUGUUAGAUUUUUUAUAAAGAUCUCAUUCAUAUUUCUCUUUUACUAUUUAAUAUAUUAUUAUUAAGAAGUACCUUUUUUUAAGUUACAGGAGUAGUUUUGUUUUAUUUUUGAGAAAAAAAAAACUAUUGUCAACAAACUUUGGUGAUUCUUUGAUUGUUGACUGUUUUUCAAAACGACACGUCCCACUUUGUUGAUGCAUUAUCGUAGACUUUGUGAGACAAUAGGUCUAGAUGGCCGAAACGUCGGCAAUAUAAGCUUUCGUGAAAGUUGUGUUACAUUAUAUUAUAAGCAUUUAUACUUAGAUUUAAGGGUUUAUCUUGUAAGUUUUUUGAAUAUAUUACUCAAAUUGAACGUUCAUUUAUAUUAAUGACGUAAGUCCCGCGAAAUAGAAAAAUGGCGGCAGUGCUCUACUAGGAGAAAACUGAAUUUGAAACAUUGAAACUUCCCAAAGGGUCUUGUCUUCGUUUAAAACUUAGUACACGAAAUGUUUUAGAAUUCGAUUAACACGGAACAAACAUUUUUCUACGCAUGCUAAUAUUAUGGUUUUUUUUUGUGAAAAAUGUAUCACUUACUUUGAUAUUAUAUUACAAAAGAUUAUGUAAAAAAUUAAACAUAAAAUUUUGGAAACACGUUUAUAAAAUAACGAAUUAUCGUUUCGGAAUUAGAUGAAACCGGUUUUUGUGUCUAUUCUGGAAAU